This is a messenger RNA of Heterobilharzia americana, 1010 nucleotides long. Lineage: Eukaryota; Metazoa; Platyhelminthes; Trematoda; Strigeidida; Schistosomatidae. The record is from the annotation of a GenBank genome assembly.
GUGAUGAAUGGGGAAGGUGGAAUUAUGCUAUAGUGGCAAUGGAUGCCAUACCAUACACGAAUCCUGUGAAACAGUAUAAUGCCGAGGAAAUGCUCAGAGAAGUGAAUAAGGCAUUUUGUGGGUUCACCGAUGAACUAUUUCCUAAAAGAAAACUGCCCUCUGUGGUCGCUACUGGAAACUGGGGUUGUGGCGCUUUCCGAGGUGAUGUGGAACUAAAAUUUAUACUUCAAAUGAUGGCAUGCGUUCAGGCUGAGAAAUCACUAGCCUAUUUUACUUUUGGUGAUCAUCUAUUUUGUGAUAGAAUCUAUGAAAUGUAUUCAUUACUUUCUUCUCGAAAAGUGACUGUCGGAAAACUGUGGAGGAUACUGACUGAAAAUGCCGGGUCUAUGUUGAACACUAACGGUUCUGUAUUUGAUUUUAUUUCUCGAACUUUGGAAUAUACGCAAUGAAAAAGAGGACUGUAAAAUGUCAUUUCGUAAAAUGUGUCUGUUCUUUUGUAUUUAUGACUUGCUGAAUUAACUUUAUUUGUAAUUGCCUGUUUUCUUUUUUUCGUGUUUCACGGUGUUUGGCAAAAACAAAUCGAUCAACAUCACAAAAUCUCUGUACAUAACAUAGUUUUAAUCUAUAUCUUGUAGUGUAUAUGCUAUUUUGUUGCCUCAUUAGCUGACGACAAUAAGGCUUUAAUGGUGGGAGAUGAUAUAAUCGGGAAUUUGAAUGGAUCGAUGCUAAAACACCGAACGUACUUUUGACUUGGAUUGUGUCAUUCAUCUGAUAACUUCAAAUUUUCUGUACACCACACUGUCUAAAUACUAAAUGCACUUGCCUGUGGCUUUUCCAUGUCUGAGGCACUCAUUUUAAUAUGAUUCAAACCAACAUUAAACAAAAAUAUAGUAUAUUGCUAUAAGCCGUUGUUGGAGUGUAUCAGUGGAAAAUUUCCGCUUUUUCUGGAGUACCAGUUGGGACUCCGAUUACGCGCUAGUAUGGGCUCAUGUAUGUUUACACCUUACAGG